AUGGAUCUACUACAAACAGUGCGCAAGGAGGGAAGCCGUGGCGGCCGCAACGAAUUCAAAUGGGAGGAUGUCAAGAACGACGCGCAGCGCGAGAACUACCUGGGCCACUCGCUAAUGGCGCCAGUUGGGCGCUGGCAGCAGAACCGCGAUCUCAGCUGGUACGCAAAAGGCGACACCGAAUCUAAGGAAGCCGAGGCUAUGCGUAUCAAGGAAGAGAAGCGCAAGCUGAAGGAGGCCGAGGAGGAUGCCAUGCUCGCAGCCAUGGGCCUGCCGGUCCCAGAACGAAACAACGCCAACUUGACACCAUUAGGCGAAAGGGCGCACGAAGCCGAUGUAAAGGAUGCAAUAGAAGAAAAGGCGAAAAAUGGCGAAUAUGAGGACAAAUCUAAGAGGAGGGACAGGAAGGAGCGGUCGAGGCGACAUAGAGACGAUGGCGACCACACCGAGACCGCUCAGGGUCCCGCGAUAGGCGGAGAGAUGGCGACCGAGAGCGCGACAAGCGCAGACACCGAUCACGAAGUCGCGAACACCGGCGACGGGACGAUCGUACUGAAACCCGAAGAGAACGCAAACCAGGUGAGGAGCGAACUCGAUCACGGUCCCGCUCGAGAGACCGCCGCCGGAGGCAUGAUUCUAGAAGCAGGUCACCACACAAAGCUGAGAAGAGGCGAGACUGAACGCAAAUACAAGCGCAUCCUUUCAUGGACCUAA
Molecule: messenger RNA, 711 nt
Organism: Ascochyta rabiei
Lineage: Eukaryota; Fungi; Ascomycota; Dothideomycetes; Pleosporales; Didymellaceae
Exons: 3
Coding region: 1-711 (236 amino acids)
Source: RefSeq, a predicted model, not a curated record